AUGAAGACUGGAAAUAUCAAAACAGAAGCUUAAUAUGCUAAGGCAAAUUUUUAUUAUUCUGAUGGAACAGGUAUCAUAGAAGAUUUAAUAAAAAUCAGGACGUGAUACUUAUGUUCAAUUUGAUAACGGUGGAUUAACAUUACAUGCUUAAAGAUGUCAUCAACCUCCUGUUGGAAGCUUUUAACCUAAAAAAUCAAAUAAAAUUUAUAGACCUUAAUCAAGCAAUAAGACUCUACAUUAUAUUAGUAAUGGAAGUGGAAGAGAUAAUUAUAUUUUGUAAAUAGUAUUAAUUAUAAAUGUGAAUAGAGAUAGUCAUGGUGGAUUGAUGAAUACAUGUGCAGAUAGACAUUGGUUAGUCUCAUUUAAAUAAGGCUUAAGAACUCCUGAGAGGGCAAGGUAGUGAUACUUACUACUUUAUAGACCUCGUUCUGGUGCCAAAACACCUUAAUAUUCUUAUCAAUAGAGAAUUUGUAGACGUCUCUCUGUUCCUAAAUAUACAAAGAUCCCAUUUGAAAAACAAUUAUAAAGUGAAGAUAUUAUAUGA
This is a messenger RNA of Paramecium primaurelia, 544 nucleotides long. NCBI's taxonomy places the organism in Eukaryota, Ciliophora, Oligohymenophorea, Peniculida, Parameciidae. The record is from the annotation of a GenBank genome assembly.